AUGGCAUGGUCUGGCUGUGGUCCCAGCUGCAACGCACCUUGGCCGCCUCGGUACCGUUAUUGGGACCUAGCCUUUGCCUUGAUGGGCACGGCUGCAUUUCUGGUGGACCUGGGCGCUGACGCGUGGGUGGCCGCCAGCUACCUGAAGGCCGGGGACUACCACUGGGGUGGGCUAGUGCUGGGGCUGUUGGCCUUGUCGUCGCUGGUAACGCAGUUCUUCAGCUGCGCCUGGUACUGGAGUGACCCCCCAGACCUUAUGGAAGCGCUGCCCGCACGGCGGACCCUCCUUGUGUUACACAUCCUACAGCUGGGCUACCUGUACAGGUAAGGACAAUCAGGGAUGCUGUGUCCCUUGCUGUAAGGUACUCGGGGAGCAAGUACCCUGAAGUUCUGUGAUAGGAUGUGGGAGUCCUCUUUUCCUAGGAGCCAAGCCCCCCGCCCCUCAUUUAGGUCUGUUUUUAGUUUAUGGAACCCAGCAAAAUAAUCUGUGAUUCUAUACAAACAUAAGUUUGGAGACUGGGCUACGCAAGGAGGAUUGAUCUUACCUCCUAGAAUGUAGGGUGAUUAUAGUAUCUGUUAAUCAGACAAGUAAAAUAUCGGCAGGUGAGGCCUGUAACAAAAUUCUGCAGUGUGGCAUGCCCUGUUCUAUGUUCCAGACAAUCAGCUUCCCUUCCCUUCUCUGCCCAGUUUCCAUUUUCCCCCAACAGUCAAUCAGCAUUCCUUGCUCACUGAGUGUGAUCAUCCUUAUUUAACUUAUUUGGAUAAUAAUAAUAAUAAUAAUAAUAAUAAUAAGUUGUUGUUGUUGUUGUUAUAUGCCACUCAUGUGACUGGAUUGCCUCAGGUCAAAAACCCUGAGGGUUGUUUUCACCUAUGCAAAAGGUUGUGGGGUUUUUGUACUUUUGGAAACCUAAGGGUUCCCUUGAGUCUGCUGACAGCUCUUUCUUUCGUGUGGGUGGUGUCAUUCCAAGGAAACUGAACCGUAGGUAAGUGUCUUGAAUCUCUCACCGCUCACUGCUUGAAUCUCUCAUCACUCGGAGAUUGGGGUGGCAUGCAACAACAUUUAUUGCAUUUUUAUGACCCGCCCUUCUCACGAAGAUCUUUCCUGUUUUUUAGCCUCACAACAACCUUAUGAGGUAGGUGAGGCAGAGAGAAAGGGAAACUACCCCCAGGUCACUUUACUGUAUGGUUUGGGGCCUCGUGAGGAUUUGAGCUGGAUCUCCGCAGUUCACCCGCCACCCCCACAUUGGCUCUCCUUCAUGACCCACCCUAUGAAUUUUGUGUCACCUUCCCUUUUCACAGGUGUUUCUAUGUUCUGAAGGUGGGCUUCCGCGUGUGCCGGACGAAAGCAGACAAAGAUAUUGCUUAUGCUGUUUUCCUGUCGCAUGACAUCAGCUUCUUGCGCCUCUUUGAGACCUUCCUGGAAAGCGCCCCUCAGCUCGUCCUGGGGCUCUACAUUAUCCUAUGCACGAAGAAAGCAGAGAUAUUUCAGGGUGAGUGUCCAUCCAGAAGGGUGCAGGAUAAAGGACUGGUUUGUUUGGUUCCCAAAGUUUCCUUGUGUGGUUUGUGUAGAUCGUUUCAGUUUAAAUCCAGUAAGAAGACAAGAAAAGCCUAUUAAGUUCCCACUGGUCCAGCAUCCCAUUCUCGCAUUGACCAACCAGGUGCCUGUCUCGAACCAUGGCUAAGAACAGGGCAGGCCCAAGAGAUUUUGCUACCUGAGGCGAAGAAGAAGAAGGGCCUCUCUCCCAUUUCAUGUACAGAAUACAAACGAGAUGAAGGGAAACAACGAACUGAGGGCAACAGACUAGUGUUUAAAGCUCUAAAUUACUCAGCCCCCAAAUAUCUGAAAGACGGCCUUCUUCCCUCUCAGAUGUUAAAAUCAGCAGAGAGCGAUUGCCCUCUUGGUAGUUCCUCCAUCCUCCAGGGUUUGUGGUGGCUUGGUGGCAAGAGAGGGCAUUCUUUGUAGUGGCCCCUGAGUCCUGGCAUUCCCUUCCCCCAGAGGUGUGUUUGGCACCUUAAUUAUGCAGCUUUUGACACUCGAGAUGUAUAUUUUAGGACCCACUGUAAUUGUGAUUCUGAUUUGUUUUUAAAUUGUUUUUACUGUUAUAUUUUAUGUCAUUAUGACCUGCCCUGAGAUCUUAUGGUGAAGGGCAGGUAUUAAACCUAACAAUUUAUUUAUUUAAAGAUAAACAAAUAAACAAAAACAUUCCAAUGAGGUCACCCACCACCUCCACCCACCCUUCUUUAAGACCCCAACCCACCCUGCUGGGCGCAACCCAAGGCAUUUUGCUGAGACAAAGGACAAGAUGGCAUCUCCCAUUCCUUGUGGAGAAGCUGGGUGGGUGGGUAGCUGAAGCAUACUUCACACCUGAGGGCAACAGACCAGUUUAAAAGGUACAGAGAAAAUAGGACCACCCCAGGUGACUCGUAUACAUCACAUUCACUAAUAGCAAAAUUAUUAUUAUUUAUUAAAUUUAUAUGCCGCCCUUCAUGGGAAGAUCAGAGGGUGGUUUACAGAGGAAAAAACACAAAAUGCAUAACAUAACAACACCACCUCACUAAUACACCCCCAAUGGCCAUUUUAAAGGCCAUAAACAUACAUUUGUUGGCCAUUAUUUUUGGCUGCUUCUGCUAAUUCACACUGUCUUUCUUCUUAUCAGAUAAAGGCAGCAUAUUCUAUUCUCUUCCUGCUUAAUUAUUUUUUAAUCCUCACAACCACCCUGCAAGAUGGGUCGGACUGAGAGACAGUUACCGACCCAACAUCACAUAGUUUGGUUCAGGGCACUAAAAACCUGCCCCAAGACCACAGGAGGUUAUGGAAGUGGCCGUCUGUUGUGGAUGCUUUUGUUGAGAUUCCUGCAUUGCAGGGGGUGGGCUAGAUAACCCACAGGUCCCCUUCCAACUCUACAAUUCUGUGGUUCUAUCAGUGCCCUCUGUACACUUUGUCACCCACCCUGGCAUCUCAGAUUUCGACAGAUAUCGCCCACAUAGUUUCAAAUGCAUCCUUUCAGUCUUAAGUACUGGAUUCUUAUUAUUUUUACACGCAACUUGAGAAUGUCAGCAGGCCGCAUGUUCUUCCUAGUAGCACCAGUGCCUGUCUUUGUGUAGUGUGGAUUUGAUUGGUCUCUUCCUCCUCUCAUUUCAGUGCUUGGGAUUUGCACCUCUUUCCUGUGUAUCGCCUGGGCCCUCUUGGACUAUCACCAAACCCUGCGCAGCUUCCUGCGGGAGAAGCACAAGCUGGGCCGCCGGUCCUCCACCAUCUACUUCCUGUGGAACUUCCUGUUGGUGUGCCCUCGCAUCCUGUGCCUGGCGCUCUUCGCGGUGGUCUUUCCAAGCUACGUUUCCCUCCAUUUCCUGGCAGUCUGGUCCGCCAUGUUUCUCUGGGUUACGUUGCAAGGUACAGACUUCAUGGAACGCACCGCCUUGGAGUGGCCUUAUCGGGCUGUGGUGGCCGUCAUUCUCUACUUCUGCUGGUUCAAUGUGGCCGAGGGGAAGACAUGCUACCGCUCUGCAAUCUACUACACGUUCCUCUUGGUUGACAGCGCCAUCCUUGCUGUCUCAUGGCUCUGGAACACCGUUCCCUUGAACUACGACUCCCACCUUGCGGCGCACGCGCUCUACGCAGCCCUGCCCUGCUACGUAGCCGGGAUCCUUUUGAGAAGCGUCUACUACAAAUGUUUGCACCCUACUUUGCAGGCUGCAGUCCCGGUCACUGGUGAUGAAAUGGACAAUGGAGAUCUAGCUGGCAAAGACAUGCCAGCUUUCCGGCAGCUGGUUGUACAAGGACAUGGUGACCAAGAGGCUAUACGAGGAUAUGUCAACCGUCGGGCAUAUGGACUUGCUCAAAGCUUCUUUGCUGGCACUUCCAAGGUUGCACAGCAUCAAGGAAAUGGGACUCUUGGGGACAGCUGUUUGUAA
Molecule: messenger RNA, 3914 nt
Organism: Podarcis lilfordi (Lilford's wall lizard)
Lineage: Eukaryota; Metazoa; Chordata; Lepidosauria; Squamata; Lacertidae
Source: the annotation of a GenBank genome assembly